UCGCUCAUGUACGCCGUGCAGCUAAUUAUAAUAGUGUUCGGGGGGUUGUCACGGUGCAUCGCGGUGGGGGUAGAGGGGGGCGGUCACCACCGACCUCACGCAGUCUCUCACGUCGCCCACGGAACCGCUGUCCUGCACACACAUUGUUACACUGAACCUUCUUCUACCCGUACGGGCCGCUGCUAGUCGCGAAAAUCCAGUGUGUCGUGCGUGCGAACAAUUGAAGUCCGUGACUUUCGCGCCGCGUUCGAAAAGUGCGCUGCGGCGUCUAAGACGAAAAACAAUAGACGACACCACCUGUGGCACGGCCGUCUUUAUUGUCUGAUGUCAGUUUCGUUAUCCUCGUGCGGGCGACUUCGGCGCUCGGUGCAUAAUUAAUUCGACUGUCUUUACGCAUACAGAGUUAUUCAAAUUUAGUGGGCCGAUCAAAGUGUGGGCGUUCAAGAUGGAGGAAGGAUGGGAGUCCCACGUAUCCCCUUUGAUGAUGGGCGUGGGGAUGGGUGAGAUGCAAAGUAUGGGAGAUAUGCACUGCAGGGACGACAUGAAUCUGUCGCAGCAUCAUCAGGAAAUGGGGCAGGAUAUCGAGCAGGAUUUGGGACAGCACCACCACCACGAUGGUUUAGGUGGCCCAGCUGGGGAUUAUUACUCACAUCAGCUGUUGGUAUCGGGUCAACCAACUACCAACUCCGGCUCCUCUCCCGUUUCCGGUUCUUUGAGUCCCGGAGGAUCUGCAGGUCUUCCCGGAGCCCUCUCUCCCGGAGGAACCUCCAGUACGGGCCCCACGCAAUGUUGCGAGUCAGGACGACCUCUGGUUACUGACCCGGUGACGGGCCAGAGUGUGUGUUCAUGUCAGUACGAUUCUGCGAGGUUGGCAGCCCUGCAGUACCGGAAUGCGAGCGUCGGCAUGUAUGGAACCCCUUAUCCUUCGACGGACCAAAAUCCCUAUCCCAGCAUAGGCGUUGAGAGUUCUGCUUUCUACUCACCACUGGGAAACCCUUAUGCUCUCAAAGAUGCAAGCGGAGCGACUGACAUGUCGCCGUGGAGCAGUGCCGGUCUUCAACCAACAACAGGGUACUAUCCGUACGAUCCUACUUUAGCAGCUUAUGGGUAUGGCGCAGGGUACGAUCUCGCAGCCCGACGCAAAAACGCGACGAGGGAAUCAACGGCCACCUUGAAAGCGUGGCUGAACGAACACAAGAAAAACCCCUACCCCACCAAAGGAGAGAAAAUCAUGUUGGCCAUCAUCACGAAGAUGACGUUGACGCAAGUGUCAACGUGGUUCGCCAAUGCUAGGCGAAGGCUCAAAAAAGAGAACAAAAUGACUUGGGAGCCCAAGAACAAAACCGAUGAUGAUGACGACGCUUUGAUAUCUGACAGCGACGACAAAGAUAAAGACGAUGACGACAAGAGGGAUGAAACAGACAUCCACGGCCGUAUAAAAUCGGAACGGAACGGUAAGGACUUAGACGACGAUGAUAUGACCGACGAGGACCGAAAGGACGACAUUCUGGGAGGAAACAUGCACCACAUCCUUGGCAACGGUUUCGGCCUGAAGUCCGAAGUGAAAUCUUCAGACUGCGGGAUUCCGCUGCCCCCAUCCAAACCCAAAAUCUGGUCCCUGGCGGAUACCGCUGCUUGCAAGACCCCUCCACCCCCUCCGUCCUCCCAGCAGCAAUGGUUGGGGGGAAAUGGAUUCGCCCUCCCCAGUUCCCGAUACAGCGGGAGUGGAUUCCUUCCCAGCCACUGUCAGCAGGGGUUUCCCGAUGUUCAGACUGAUACGCCCCCACAGACCCCCCCGAAUAUGAAGCUUCCCAGUGUGGCUGGUAACCUGAUCCCUGGACAAGGACCCUGCAUAGGGUCUUCUUCGGGAAAUGGUGGUUAUGGACAGGCUGGGUUUUUGGGGGGAUUCGGAAGGAUUCAGUCACCGCAGAGAAUACAAGGUCAACAGUCGAGUCAGAUGCCCGCCCCCACGCAAGACAAUGCCGCCUUCAAGCCUUUUUAUAAAAGCUCCCAAAGCAUGAACGGAGGGUUUGUGUCGCCGGUUUGAGCCGCUCCCUGUUGGACGUCGUCGACUCAUGAGCUAGACAUGGCGAACGAGUUUCCGAAGUCAACAAAUUACGGGCAAAGUGCAAACGAAACAAGUAUACAGUGAGUGAUGAACACUUGAAGCAGUCUGUUGUACAUUUGUGUAAAUGCAUUUAUUUAUAUCUGUGAUAAAGAACAAAAGGAUUUUCUGGCAGUGGGACUUUGUUUCUGGUAGAACGAAAAAUUUUUGGAUCCGCAAUCCGAAGAUGAUUUCUGGUUUCCGAAUUGGGCGCAUUCGGAAGUUACGAACCACCUUUUCUUAGAGGUAGUUUCUGGAACUAGAAAUUACUCGCACCUCUGUUUGCAAAUUGUUGUGUACCGUCACAAGUUAGUUGUAUUUUCAGGUUUCACCUACUUUUAUUGUUAUGUUCUUUUUGAAUAACUAGACAAUUGUUGUGUAUAAAGAGUACCAUAUCAUGGAUUUGUAAGAUUCUAUUAUUAACUAACAUAUUUUUGUUGGCGAGCUGCCUGAAGCUGUAAAUUAUUUUAUCUGUUUGUAAAUAUAUCAAUGUAUAGAAGAAUAUUAUCAUUAUGAUUGUCUUGAUUAAAAUAUUAACAGAGACUAUAUUGAAAA
Molecule: messenger RNA, 2659 nt
Organism: Leptinotarsa decemlineata (Colorado potato beetle)
Lineage: Eukaryota; Metazoa; Arthropoda; Insecta; Coleoptera; Chrysomelidae
Product: homeobox protein caupolican
Biological process (GO): regulation of transcription by RNA polymerase II; neuron differentiation; cell development
Cellular component (GO): nucleus
Molecular function (GO): RNA polymerase II cis-regulatory region sequence-specific DNA binding; DNA-binding transcription factor activity, RNA polymerase II-specific
Source: RefSeq, a predicted model, not a curated record